This is a messenger RNA of Sturnus vulgaris (Common starling), 693 nucleotides long. The record is from RefSeq and is a predicted model, not a curated record. Lineage: Eukaryota; Metazoa; Chordata; Aves; Passeriformes; Sturnidae.
CAGCAAAUGUCCAACAGCAGCUCCAUCAGCCACUUCUUCCUGCUGGCAUUGGCAGACACGCAGCAACUGCAGCUCCUGCACUUCUGCCUCUUCCUGGCCAUCUCCUUGGCUGCCCUCCUGGCCAACGGCCUCAUCAUCAGCGCCGUAGCCUGCGGCCACCACCUGCACACCCCCAUGUUCUUCUUCCUGCUCAACCUGGCCCUCACUGACCUGGGCUCCAUCUGCACCACUGUCCCCAAAGCCAUGCACAAUUCCCUCUGGGACACCAGGAACAUCUCCUACUCUGGACGUGCUGCACAAGUUUUCUUAUUUCUUUUCUUUAUGUCAGCAGAGUAUUUCCUCCUGACCAUCAUGUGCUACAACCGCUACGUGUCCAUCUGCAAACCUCUGCACUACAGGACCCUCCUGGGUAGCAGAGCUUGUGCCCACAUGGCAGCAGCUGCCUGGGCCAGUGGGUUUCUUAAUGCUCUGCUGCACACGGCCAAUACAUUUUCCGUGCCCCUGUGCCAGGGCAAUGCUCUGGGCCAGUUCUUCUGUGAAAUUCCACAGAUCCUCAAGCUUUCCUGCUCCAAAUCCUACCUCAGGGAACUUGGGCUCAUUGCAGUUAGUGCCUGUUUAACACUCGGCUGUUUUGUGUUCAUAGUUUUCUCCUAUGUGCAGAUCUUCAGGGCUGUGCUGAGGAUCCCCUCUGAG